Messenger RNA from Gambusia affinis (western mosquitofish), 988 nucleotides. It is a transcript of the gene mmab, whose product is annotated as metabolism of cobalamin associated B. The coding region runs from base 90 to 782 and encodes 230 amino acids. Lineage: Eukaryota; Metazoa; Chordata; Actinopteri; Cyprinodontiformes; Poeciliidae. The record is from RefSeq and is a predicted model, not a curated record. The transcript is spliced from 9 exons. Gene Ontology annotation, molecular function: corrinoid adenosyltransferase activity.
AAACGCCUACAAACUACGGACGAGGCUGAGGGACAAAACUCUUCGUUACAAAACAGCGUUCAGUUUUAGCUGCUACCUUGUAGCUCGUUAUGUCAUCGGUUAUUACCAGACAUGCUCUCCUUCGCUGUUUUAUGCGGACAAGGAGGCUCAUAAGCGAACAUCGGACACCUAAACCACUGUGUUCUGACAGAAGUUAUGCCACUGGAGAAAUCAAGUCACCUAAAAUAUACACCAAAACUGGAGAUAAAGGUUUCUCCAGCACAUUCACUGGAGAAAGGAGGCCAAAGGAAGAUCAUAUUUUCGAAGCUUUGGGAAAUACAGAUGAGUUGUCAUCAGCUAUAGGUUUGGCCCGAGAGUUUUGUCUUGACAAAGGUCACACAUUCACAGAUCAGCUGGAUAAGAUCCAGUGUAUUUUACAAGAUGUGGGCUCCAAUAUUGCUACUCCUCGAUCAUCUGCAAGAGAAAUCCAUAGAAAGAAAACAAAGUUCAGUCCUCAGCCAAUCACCGACCUGGAAACAUGGAUUGAUCAUUUUACAGAGGAACUCCCGCCGCUGACCAACUUCAUUUUACCUUCUGGGGGGAAGAGCAGCGCAGCUUUGCACUUAGCUCGGACAGUCUGUCGAAGAGCAGAGCGCAGUGUUGCUCCAAUAGUGCGUUCAGGGGAGGCAGAUCCAGAUGUUGCAAAAUUCCUCAACAGGUUGAGCGACUACCUGUUCACAGCUGCCAGAUACGCAGCCAUGAAGGAAGCCAAAGAGGAAAAGAUCUACAGGAGACCUGAAUGAACACACCUAUUAAUUACAAUCUGCACUUGUUUCUACAGUGAUAGAUGCAGAUACUACAGUUGUGUUUUUAGUUCAGUGCAUUGUUUCUUAAAUAUCACACACAAGACAAAAUAAACCAGCUAAGCAGUACAUGUACAUCAAAAGUUAGAAAUUUACACAAUAAGCUCAGCAAUUCCUCAAAUAAACAUAAAGUAUUUUUAAAAUAA